This is a messenger RNA of Racocetra fulgida, 503 nucleotides long. The record is from the annotation of a GenBank genome assembly. NCBI's taxonomy places the organism in Eukaryota, Fungi, Glomeromycota, Glomeromycetes, Diversisporales, Gigasporaceae.
AAGCCAAUAAUGAUCCAAUGCAAAAGCUCAGUAACAAGCCAAGGGAAAAGCCCAGUAACAAUUUAACACAGACAUUCAGUAAUGACCCAACUAGAUACUCAGUAACAACUCAACAGCUAAAUGCUGGUAUAGAGGUGGAUGAUGAUAUAGAGAUAAAUGGUGAUAUAGAGGUAGAUGAUGAUAUAGAAGUGGACGAUGAUAUAGAGGUGGAUGAUGGCAUAGAGGUGGAGAAUGAUAAUAUAGAAGUAGAGGAUGAUAUAGAGGUAGACGAUGAUAUAAAGCAAGACGAUAUAGGAUUAAAAAACAAUCAAAUUACACUGUUAAAGUUAAAAGGAAGUAUUGAUUUUGUAAAACAAGAAGAAUUUUGUUUUCGAAAAUGUAGACGUAUAAUGGAUCCAGAUGAUAAAUCGAUAGUAAGACGACGAAUAUAUGAAUGUUUCCAUUCAGGUGUAUAUGAAUCAGAAAAGGUUAUUUUUGAAGAAAAGAGGAGAGAUCGUGAAUGA